Messenger RNA from Salvelinus fontinalis (brook trout), 3126 nucleotides. RefSeq names its product urotensin-2 receptor-like. Lineage: Eukaryota; Metazoa; Chordata; Actinopteri; Salmoniformes; Salmonidae. The transcript has a single exon. The record is from RefSeq and is a predicted model, not a curated record. Gene Ontology annotation, molecular function: urotensin II receptor activity. Gene Ontology annotation, cellular component: membrane. The coding region runs from base 1088 to 2179 and encodes 363 amino acids. Gene Ontology annotation, biological process: regulation of blood pressure; blood vessel diameter maintenance; neuropeptide signaling pathway.
AAAACUGCACCCAGGUGUUUAAAGAGAGCAGGGCCAGGGCUGAGGUGAAUCGCUCAUAAAUCCAUAGAGUCAUCCUGGGUUACACCUAUAUGAGAGAGAGAGAGAGAGAGAGAGUGAGGGGGAGAGAGAGAGCAGGAGAGAGGUAAAGGGGACAAAGAGAAAGAAGGAAAGGGGUCAGAUGACAGAGAGGGAAAGAGAGUAGAGGAGUGCAGUUGAAGGACAUCAAAGAAGACGGACACAACAAAAUGCUUAUGAAGAGCUCUGGAAUUAAACGCUAGAAGGGGCCCCAGUUACUCUAUUGGAACACCCCGACAUUGACCUAUUGAGAGGUACCAACAAUGACCAUCCACCAUGCCAGCUGAGAACACAAGACAAACUAACCUCUGGAUACAGUGAGAGCUUCUGAAUCACCACAAACUGACCAAGCACAACACACUGUCAACUCAGGACAUCAAGCUACUUCCACUCCCAAGUCACCGGUGCGGUUGAAGUACACUAGAAACUGAAGCGUCUGUCUGUUCUACAGUAUCGCCUGGGCUUGGUCCGGUACCCGCGGGAAGGAUCAUGGGAGCUUGGAGGAGCUGGAGCGGGGACUUGAAAACAUCGGGAGAUAAGAGACACUCGAUGAGGUGGACUUGUCAGCCAUGUCCUGGUUCACCUUAAGACUGCAGGUUAACAGUAGUAGUGGAACUGAAGCCACUGUGGAAGCAUCACUACACACUCACUGUUUUCCUAUUGGAUUUAGAUUCAAUUUAGAUAAAGAUUCAAUUUAUGUGUUUUCAAGUCAAAUUUGAUCACAUACACAGUUUCCAGCAGGUUUAGAAGGUGCAGUGGAAUGCUAACGUGAUAGCUCCCUCAAUGCAGUACAAUUGUUGUUUUUGUUUCGUUUUGUCUGUUUUUCACUGGAUUUUAUGCAGUGCGGAAAGUCGCUUUAAAUUCUUAAUAGUUCUCUAUUCACUCCAACAUGGAGCACGUUAAAAUCCGUUUGGAAUCCAUAAGCAACUCUUUAAAUCUUUAUGAAUACUAAUAGUAACAGUUUAUCCCAGUAAAGCGAUCACUUCAUUGUAGGGACGUGCUGGCCUUAUUUAUGAACUCAAACAUAUCCCCAACGAUGAACCAGAGCCAGAUGCCCAUCGUGACCUCCAUCUCCCCCCAGUCUGGGCAUGGUUCUGGGGGCUCGGGCGGUGUCUCUGGAGGGGGUAGCUCUGGGGGUGGGGGGUUGUGGGUGACCUCUCUCCUCGGCGCUACCCUCCUAAUCAUGCUCGCCAUGGGGGUGGCGGGUAACAUCUACACGCUCUUCAUCAUGCGUUCCGCGGCUCUCCGCCGAUCCGGCUCUAUGUACGUCUAUAUACUCAACCUUGCCCUCGCCGACCUCCUCUACCUCUCUACGAUCCCAUUCGUCAUCUGCACCUACUUUGCUCACGAUUGGUUGUUCGGCGAGGCCGGUUGCCGGGUCCUCCUGAGUCUCGAUCUCCUCACCAUGCACGCCAGCGUCUUCGUCCUGGUCGCCAUGUCGUUGGAGCGCUACCGGGCCGUGGCGAAGCCGUUUGACGCCCGACGAUCCAGCAUGCGGGGACGGAAGGUAGUGGCGGCCGUCAUCUGGUUCGCGGCGUUUGUCCUGACACUACCCAUGAUGAUUAUGAUACGGCUGAGGGAAGGGAAGCCGAACGCGGCCGGGAACGUCAAGCGGAUCUGUUACCCGACGUGGACCCAAGAGGCCUUCAAGGUCUACCUCACCGUCCUGUUCCUGACCAGCGUCCUCGUACCCGGUUUAGUCAUUGUUGGUCUCUACGCUGGCCUAGCACGUCGCUAUUGGACUGCUCAGGCUAGCUUGGGAGGAAGCAGCCGUUCAGCGAGAAGACGAGGCUUAAAACAAAAGGUAGUAACAAUGAUUUUUUGUAUCGUUGUCGCGUACUGGGUGUGUUUCCUGCCCUUCUGGGGGUGGCAGUUGGCGCAGUUAUUUUCCCCGCAGUCCCUCAGGGCUCUGUCUCCUGCCACUCACAGUUACAUGAAUUUCUUUGUAACGUGUCUGACCUAUGGGAAUAGCUGUAUUAACCCUUUGUUGUACACCCUCCUGACCCGGAACUAUAAAGACUAUCUGGCUCAGAAGGGUCAGAGCACAGGGUCAAGUAGGGGAGACCUGGGGUCGGCAGCCGGGGCACCCCUACAGGAUCUAUAAUCAGAGUAGAGGUGACCUGGGGGUCGCCAGCCGCAGCACCCCUACAGGAUCUAUAAUCAGAGUAGAGGUGACCUAGGGGUCAGCUGCCGAAGAACCCCUACAGGAAAUAUAGGAGAAGAGGGGGGAAGUAUUUUUGACGUGACAAGUAGGAACUAUUAUAUUUGACUUAAAUCCUUUUUUUCCCUGGGGAGGAUAGGUCAUCCAUGCAGGAACUAUAAAAGAGGGGGAGUUAUUCUGACGUGACACCAAGAGCACUAUUGCCAAAGCAUUUCUGAUACAGCAUGUUUAUCUUUUCACCUUGGAUUUGGUGAAGACAUGAGGACAUUUCUUCAUAGCUGUUGGGGCAAGAGCAGCCCCCAAAACAAACAAAUCGUUUUUGAGUAAUUAGUGCAGCAUAAACUUGACCUAACAACAUGGCUUACUCUAAACUCAAUAGUUUUUGUAUUUUUACAUAAUCUGAAUAUUAUUGGUAUAUAGUUAUACAGAUGUUGGAUCUUAAUUUGUGCCAGUUUGCUACAGCAGGAAAAUAAUCCUGCAGCAACAGGAAAAGUGAAUUAUUAUGUGGAUUAUAAUUAAUAGACGUUUUUUGUAGGGAUUGAUAGAUUGUUCGUAAGGGAAAAUCAAGUCUGAAAUGUUAAAGGGGAAAUUACAAAUUUAAGAAACCUUUUUAUACCUCAAAGCCUUGUUAAACCUCAAACCUCUAAUUGUUUAAUUUCACACAUUACAGGAAAGUUGUCCUGCAACAGAGUGAUCAGAUUAAGAUCCUACAUUUGCAGCAAUAGCUGUUUGACAUAUACUUUGCCAGGGGAUUCCAAUGUGCAUUCAUCAUGUAGGCUGCUGUAUUUCUUGUCACAUAUUGACAUGAAUGUCAUUUAACCAGUCACUAAGUAUUUUUUUUUCUUACUUCGACUUUGUUGUCAUAUUGCCAAAAAUGUGUCAAGCUAAUG